Molecule: messenger RNA, 1206 nt
Organism: Batrachochytrium dendrobatidis JAM81
Lineage: Eukaryota; Fungi; Chytridiomycota; Chytridiomycetes; Rhizophydiales
Exons: 2
Coding region: 1-1206 (401 amino acids)
Source: RefSeq, a predicted model, not a curated record
AUGCCAAAACGAUUCCUCAAUGUUGAAUACAACACUAUUUCUACUGAAAUCGAUGUGACUGACUUUGAAGACCUGAGUGAAGUUCAGGAUGCUAUCAAGUCUGAGUAUGUCGUGUAUGAGAGUGGAGUUGAUCAAAAAAGAUAUCUGCUUACUCCCAAUGGUGUAAUCGAAGGAGGAAAGCAUGCUUUUUGGCAAAUCUUGGAUUCCUCGUCAACAUUCUACAUUGUUGAUGGCUCGGCACCUGUUGAUGUUGAUGCCAAGACCAUUCUUGUUACUUUACCUCGUUGGGAAAUUUGGCAUCGGUUUUGCAAGGGAUCCUGCGACAUUCGGUAUAUGCCAGUGUGGUCAAAAAAAGAAUUGCAUUCUUGUCGCUCAAUGCUGUUUCCUACAGUUCCACAAGAAUUGGUUGAAAGUCUGUAUUUGAAGUGGGGAGGAAUUGCUCGUUAUGUUCUUAAAUAUGCAUUGGUAAAAGAACAACAGGAUUUUCUCGACAAAGCUUUAAAUAUUUCCAAUAUCGAUUCAGUUGUCAAGUCUUUUGGUAAAUAUGGUGAAAACCUAGACGCUUCAAGUUGUUUGAUUCAUAUAUCAGUCAAGGAUGGCUUCCACAGUGGUCCUUAUCAGUUUGCUUCUGACUAUGUGGUUGAUGAAAUUUACAACCGUGUCUAUGUCAGAGACCGAGAUCAUCUUAUCAGAUUCGUUUCUGUCACUCGAGAAAUUGGUGAAACUGGUCAACUUAAUAGGGUAUUAUUUGAAAAGCACGCUCAUACAGUCAUCGCUAAAGGUGGUUCAUUCAAGAUUCGUGAUUUACGUACCAAGCUGGAGUCUACACUUCAACUGCCGAUGGAUCUUACUACUUUGUUAUUGUCCAACAAUUCUCAAGUUCAAGACGCAACGAAUUGCUAUUUCCGUCCCAUUAGCAAUACUUUUGAAUCUGUUGAUUCGUUCAUCAAGCCAAAUCUACUUUUCCAAAUGACCGGUGCCAAAGAUCAUCCUUGCAAACAGACUGAACUUUGUGAUGUUUUGGAAAUACUUGGUAAUCCGUCAAAACCAGAACUGUAUUUUGUUGUACCUCCUGAUCGUUUUGCCUGUUUUACACGCCAAAGCUACCACGGAACAGAUGGCCAAGUGUUGUCACAAAACGAUACUAUUGCGAGUGUCAAGAAGUUGACUCGAUUUGUUUUGACGUUUGAACCAUCUCAUCAAUAA